AUGUCUAGCCAGAAAGAGUCACGUAGCCAGGCUACUGGACACUUUCCAACAUCGUGUUCUGGAAGUGGUGCGCCGAUUCAAGUCGUCUGGUCGGCCAAAGGAUGGUGCAGAGGAGACAAAGGAGAAAACAGAACUGGCGGAAGUGGAUCAGAAAGUGGCGGGGCUGGUACGAGUGCAAUUGCUGGCAAUGCCUACAAAGGGAAAGGAAAGCCGGGUAUUAAUAGCAGGUCUGUUGGAAGCAUUCAGUCCUCACGACUUUCGCACACUCUCGAGACAGAGACCAUGGCGGCUUUACCCUCAUCCACUCUUAAUGAGCAAUCGGUAAAAAUGGAAAUGUCCGAUUUGAUUGUUCCACAUCGCAAUGCUCUGGAGGCCAGCAACAGUCUGGACUUUCAAUCAAAGUGA
Molecule: messenger RNA, 405 nt
Organism: Protopolystoma xenopodis
Lineage: Eukaryota; Metazoa; Platyhelminthes; Monogenea; Polystomatidea; Polystomatidae
Source: the annotation of a GenBank genome assembly